GUAAACAAUACUUCAUCUACAGCUGAGCCCAAAAAGGGGGAAAAAAAAAAAAAAACUUCAUUUACAGAAGAGACAAUCCAGAAAGGCAGAACUCAGGUCCAGAGGUCUGUAGUCAAAGAAAGAAGCUGCCAUUGAAGAGUUUGUGCAUCUGGGGCUAGAUUUGUGUGUGUGAAACUUAUAGGGUUUUGUUGAAUCUUCGGAGGUCUCUUGCGCGAUUUGGUUUCUGGGUUUGUACAGCAGCUGCAGCUAAGACACGUCACACUGGGUUUUGUAACAUUUUUGGAGGUUUCUUGGAGAUUUGGUUUUGGGGUUUGUACAGCUAAGACACUUCAAACAGGAUUCAGGAGUGAAGGUCAAGCUUUGAGAGUUCUUGGAGCAGAUGAUGCCUGAAAUAUGCCUAGGAAGCCUCCUCCUUUUCGUAGGCAUGAUGUUUUCCAAUGCGGCAGGUGCAUUCGUGGGAAUUAACAUAGGCACUGAUGUUUCCACCAUGCCUCCAGCUUCAGAAGUGGUUGCCAUUCUUAAAUCCAAUCAGAUAACUCAUGUGCGCCUUUUCGACACGGAUGCUCAAAUGCUGAGUGCUCUCGCAGGCACUGGCAUUGAAGUCAUGGUCAGCGUUACGAACGAAGAAGUCCUAGGGAUUGGACUAUCGCCCUCAACAGCCGCGACCUGGGUAAAUAAAAAUGUCGCCGCUUACUUGCCUUUCACCAAUAUCACAGCCAUUGCCGUAGGUAGCGAGGUCCUUACUUCUAUCCCAAAUGCCGCUCCCAUUUUGGUUCCCGCCAUGAAUUACGUUUACAAAGCCCUAGUCGCUUCCAACCUAAAUUAUCAGGUCAAAGUGUCGACCCCACAGUCCAUGGAAUUACUUUCUAAGCCCCCCUUUCCUCCAUCGACUACCAGCUUCAACGCCACAUGGAACUCUACAAUUUUCCAGCUCCUCCAGUUUUUGAGAAACACCAAUUCUUAUUACAUGUUGAAUGCAUAUCCUUAUUAUGGGUACAUCAACAGCAACGGAAUCUUUCCGAUCGAGUACACCCUUUUUCAAGAGCUUCCUGCGGUCAAGGAGAUUGUUGACCCAAAUACACUUUUCAACUAUGACAGCAUGUUUGAUGCUAUGGUGGAUGCUACGUAUAAUGCUAUAGCAGCUUUCAAUUUUUCAGGGAUCCCAAUUGUGGUGACCGAAUCUGGGUGGCCCUGGCUCGGUGGGCCCAAUGAAACUGCUGCCAAAACAGAGAAUGCCAAAAUCUACAACAAUAACUUGAUCGUCCGUGUUCUAAAUGGAUCAGGGCCGCCUAGUCAGCCGGCUGUUCCCAUUAACACGUAUAUAUGUGAGUUGUUCAAUGAAGACGAUAGAUCAGGGCCCGUCUCGAAGAGAAACAUGGGCCUCUUUUUUACCAAUGGGACCGCUGUUUAUCCUGUGAGACUGAGUACUUCCGAAAGAAUAUCAGGGAAUGCAACGGUUUUUUGUGUUGCCAUACAAGGCGCGAAUGCCACUGCAUUGCAAAAUGGACUGAAUUAUGCUUGUUGGGAAGGUGGCGCCAACUGCAGUGCUAUUCAACCUGGGCAGCUGUGUUAUAACCCUGAUACUCUUCAAAACCAUGCUUCUUUUGCUUAUAAUGAUUAUUAUCAAAAGAUGCAGAGUCUCGGUGGAACCUGUGACUUUGAUGGUACUGCCACGACAACUAGUGUUGAUCCCAGUUAUGGAUCCUGUAUUUACUCCGGCGGCCUGUCGGCCGGGGGAGGAAGCAGCCGCGGCGGAAGAUCAUGGCCUUCGACGACGUCGGUUUCAUGUUCAGGAAAGAGAAUACAAAAGGAGAUGGCCGACCUCAACAUGGACCCACCUUCUGACUGCUCCGCUGGCCCCAAAGGCGACAAUCUUUAUCACUGGGUCGCCACCAUUAUUGGCCCUCCAGGAACACCAUAUCAAGGUGGCUUAUUUUUUCUUGACAUAACUUUUCCAAGUGAUUAUCCAUUCAAUCCUCCUAAGGUGGUUUUUAAAACUCGUAUCUACCACUGCAAUGUUGAUUCCACGGGCACCGUGAGUUUGGACAUCUUGAAGGAUGGUUGGAGUCCGGCCCUAACAAUCUCAAAGGUGCUUCUUGCGGUCAGAUCUAUUUUCACAACCCCUGACCCAUGUAAUCCAGUUAUUCCUGGCAUUUCUCGCUUGUACUUGGCAGACAGAGCUAAACAUGAUGAAUUAGCUGCAGAAUGGACCCUCCGAUUUGCAAGGUGAAUUUUAUGACACUUCGCUUAUUAAAACAUUUGUAUCCUUAAUUAGCAAAAUAGUAGUUGGUUUUAUUUACACAACCAGCACCUUGCAUCAUAUUUAAUGAUGUCUCAGUUGUAAAUACGAAUUAUACGUUGCAGUUGAUUUCUUCUGUUUGAA
Molecule: messenger RNA, 2383 nt
Organism: Rhododendron vialii
Lineage: Eukaryota; Viridiplantae; Streptophyta; Magnoliopsida; Ericales; Ericaceae
Product: constitutive photomorphogenesis protein 10-like
Exons: 9
Coding region: 380-2230 (616 amino acids)
Biological process (GO): protein polyubiquitination; carbohydrate metabolic process
Cellular component (GO): nucleus; plasma membrane
Molecular function (GO): hydrolase activity, hydrolyzing O-glycosyl compounds; ubiquitin conjugating enzyme activity
Source: RefSeq, a predicted model, not a curated record